AUGUCUUUCAACCCGGACUACGAGAACAUUGCCACCGCCUUCAUCCAACACUACUAUGCAAAAUUCGACAAUGGAGAUGGAAUGGCUCGGGCUCAAGGACUCGCUGAUUUAUACGACCCAGAGAACUCCUACAUGACGUUCGAGGGACAACAAGCCAAAGGACGCGACGGAAUUCUUCAAAAGUUCACGACUCUCGGAUUCACGAAAAUUCAACGAUCCAUCACGGUUGUUGACUCACAGCCACUUUAUGACGGAUCUAUUCAAGUUAUGGUUCUCGGACAGCUCAAGACCGACGACGACCCAAUCAAUCCCUUCUCCCAAGUCUUCAUCCUCCGUCCAAACAACCAAGGAUCGUACUUCAUCGGAAACGAGAUCUUCCGGCUCGAUUUGCACAACAACUAG
Messenger RNA from Caenorhabditis remanei, 402 nucleotides. RefSeq lists its product as uncharacterized. Bases 1 to 402 code for a protein of 133 amino acids. Gene Ontology annotation, biological process: protein import into nucleus. Gene Ontology annotation, cellular component: nuclear pore central transport channel. Lineage: Eukaryota; Metazoa; Nematoda; Chromadorea; Rhabditida; Rhabditidae. The transcript is spliced from 4 exons. The record is from RefSeq and is a predicted model, not a curated record.